GAUUCUGGAAGAAACACACACACACACACACACACACACACACACACACACACACACACACAUACAUCUUUCCUGGGGGACACAGGGAAGCCUGAAGGAUUUCCAAGAUGACCAAGUUACCAGCCACCAAGAAGAUACAGAGUUCCCCUGCCUCGGGGGCCCUCUGGCCCUUUUAUGCCUCAGAUCUUCUAACGCAGGCCCCAGACAGACCAAUGAGGAGCACCAGGUAUAUGGAGAAGGAUACAAUAAACCUCCAGAAAGACCUUACCCGAAGCCGCAUCUUGAUUCAGUGGGUGAAGAUUGGCCGUGGCUACUUUACUAUCCUGAGGGAGGAGAGUGCACUGAAAAGGAAGCGACAACAACUUCAGAAACUCAAAGAGGAAGAAAGAAAUAUAUUCCAACCAGCCAAAAGGAUGUCAGAUAUCCAGCAUGGGGAUACUCUUUUGACCACGUGCGGGCACGAGAAGAUGAAGAAGGCGAGGAUUGGAAUCCUCCUGCGUCCAUUCACCCCCGUGCACAGCUGCCUCAUGGCGCCCUCGCUGCCUGAGGCUCACGUUGAGCCCAUCUUCCGCCAGCUCUGUGCCCUCCACUGGCUCCUGGAGGCCCUGACUAUCGACCACACCCACCACACCAUGAAGCCCGUGAUCACCUGCUGGAAUCCGAAGGACCCAGGUGGAAGCAAGAGCACAAUAAAAAAAAUCAAUAAGGACAAGUCCAUGGGACAGAGGUGGGAGCGCUUCAUCACAGCCCCGAAGGCCAAGAGAUUCAAGGUUCCUGUAGCACGUGUCACCAGCCGCAAACCAAGCCGGCGAGGCUCCACCCUCAGUCUGUCUCGGACAAGUGGAGGGUCAUCUCCCCAGAGCAGCAUGGUCUCCGUGAACCCGGGCUCAGAUGAGCCCCGGAGUGUGACCACCCAGGCGACGGGCGGCAAGGGCGUUGAGGGCGAUGAAUCGUCUUCGGCCAAGCCUGAAGAAGAGCCUCUCCAUGUCGAUCUGCAGAAGCUCCUGGAGAUGGUUCGGGAAGAUGCUCAGAGAACAGUCACGAUGGCAAAUGGGGUGCAAAAACAAGCGGCCAGGUAUGUUCUUUCGACACCUGGGCAGAUAAAGAUGUCAGCAUCAUAG
Messenger RNA from Physeter macrocephalus (sperm whale), 1121 nucleotides. It is a transcript of the gene CCDC60, whose product is annotated as coiled-coil domain containing 60. The transcript has 8 exons. NCBI's taxonomy places the organism in Eukaryota, Metazoa, Chordata, Mammalia, Artiodactyla, Physeteridae. The coding region runs from base 108 to 1121 and encodes 337 amino acids. The record is from RefSeq and is a predicted model, not a curated record.